Molecule: messenger RNA, 4808 nt
Organism: Gordionus sp. m RMFG-2023
Lineage: Eukaryota; Metazoa; Nematomorpha; Gordioida; Chordodea; Parachordodidae
Exons: 17
Coding region: 33-4190 (1385 amino acids)
Biological process (GO): cellular response to hypoxia; regulation of transcription by RNA polymerase II
Molecular function (GO): DNA-binding transcription factor activity, RNA polymerase II-specific; RNA polymerase II transcription regulatory region sequence-specific DNA binding; protein dimerization activity
Source: RefSeq, a predicted model, not a curated record
UAAUAUAUUAUCAGGGUCGGUCUCUAGCUGAAAUGAGAAAGAAAAAUGUUAAUUCCAAAGCCCACGAAUACCGAAAAGAAUCUUCGAGGAACGCAGCCCGCAUGAGAAGAUGUAUAGAAGCUCAAAUAUUCAAAGAAAUGAUGGCUAUGCUUCCCUUCCAUAAAUCAUCUAAUCUAAACGAACAACCAGGUCGCCUUAAUUCAUCCUUGCAAAUUGAUAAGAUAUCAGUGGUUCGUAUUUCCAUAGCCUACAUCAAGCUCAGGCAGUUGAUGUUAUACCAUAGUAAGGACUUUCCCAAUAUCCCAAAAAUAUACCCAUCAAGCAAUGAUCUUCCUAUCUCGCAUCCAUGCGAUUUAUUAAACCAGGAUUUUUUAAAAGUUUUAGAUUGCUUUUUCAUGAUAAUUUCCGAAAAUGGAACUUUGAUAUACCUAUCUGAUAACGUUCAACAAUAUCUGGGAAUAUCUAAGAUAUGCCUGCUGGGCCAGAAAAUAUCAGAUUUCGUUCACCCUUGUGACCAAAAAGAUAUUUCAAGCCUCCCAACCCUUCCGCCUCUGUUACCUGACCACAAACCUUCAAAGACUCAUGGCUCAACUCCGGUUGAUAUAGUGGUUAGGCUCAAAUGUUUAUGCUCGCUUUCUGCCAGUAACGCGAAUUUAAGCAACGAAGAGGAAGGGAAGGAUAUUAUAUCAAAGGGUAAAUCAGACGAGGAAGAUAUCAAUAAAAACUAUAUUGAUAUUAGCAGUAAUAAAAUCAUUGCUUCAGAUAGAGAUAACGGAACAAAGAUAAAUUUUGAUAGUGCGCAUGGUGGGCAUAAGAAAAAUGGGGGCACGAAUGAUCGAGCUAUUGUUAAUGACUUUGAUUUAAAACCUUCCCUAGAAUCCCUGAGCAUCAAGACAGCUAAUGUUUUUACUACAGAUGAAAAUGACAAGGAUAAUGAUAAUGGAUGGGAAGUCAAUCACGUGGUGCAUCAUCAACCCAGACUUAAUAGGAAUAUACUGAAUCAACAGCACAAUUACAAAGUGAUGCACUUAUUCGGUCAUACGUUUUACAAGUCAUUUAGCAACAAGACCAAUGUACCUAGCGUCACAUCUCUUUGCAGUUUGAUAAUAGCGGCUCCCGUAUGCGGGUCUCUGUUCGAAUCCGCUAUCAAAUCUCGCGCGCUUCUAUUUUCCCGUAAAUUCUGUGGUCCCAACAUUACAAAAACUUUACCAAAUGGGAAAAUGAAUGAAUACAUGAAACAGGAGGCUGGUUUACCUAACCUUAUUAAAGAACCCAUACCCCCUGUACCACCUUUUCUGGUAAGCAAGCACAAAUUGGACAUGAAGAUCAUGUAUUUCGAUGAAAGAGUAACGGAUAUAUUGGGUUACGAAAUCUGGCAACUGGUUGGUAGAUCUUACUAUGAUUACAUACACGUGCUUGAUCUCGAGACCUUUAGAAAAAGCUUGCAAAAUCUGCACAAAAAAGGUCAGGUUCAAACAUGUUUUUACAGGCUAUUGGUCAACAAAGGAGGUUACGCUUGGAUCAAUACUCAAGCCUCUCUGGUUAGUAGUUCUAACAUGACUUUUAACAUUAAUAGUUCCAAAAAAUCUUUUAAUCACUUCUCCAUCCUUGAAUCCAGUGACAAAGACAAAAAACAAUACAAUGGAAGAGCUAAAGAAAGUCAAAUCCUCAUUUCAGAAAGAAAACCUUGCAACUCUCUAACUACCGUAACCACUAAUAUAAAUACGAAUCCUGACUUUAGAUUUAAGGAUAAAGAAAAUGCUUCAUUUAUUGACGGAGAAAAUCAUGUUUACAAUCAUAGCCAAUACCUCAAAAAUGAGAGAGACAGAGAGUCCCGACUUAAAAUUGAGUCUGACGAAGAUGAACGGCAUAUAGUAUGUUUCCACGAGGUCGUAAGCAACGCGGAAGGACGACAGCACAUUUUGGCGGAUCUUCAGGGCUCGGAAAUACAUUCUUGGCGCGCUAUAUCCCGGAAUACCGAAUUUUUUUUGAACCCCUUGCAAUUUAGGACAAGCCAUUCGAUUCCACCACCACCAUCUUCAUCAUUAUCUUUUACGGGAAGCUUUGGUGGCCAGCUCAAGGAACCAAUCGAAUCGGAAAAAAGAUUUAAAGAAAGGGAAGAUAUGUUUAAGCGAGCCCCCAGACUAAUUCAAAUAGGUGACUCUCAACCUUUUUUUUUGCAAAGUGGUAACGGAGUCGGAAAGAAGCGGUUUUACGAGGCCAAAAUAGUUGCCAAAAAGGGUAGAAAAUGGAAGAAGGGCGAAGAGGAUGUCAAGAUUAUCGAUGAUCAUCUAGAAAACGGUAAACUGGACGAUCAUUACGAUGGAUUAGAAGAUUACCUCGAAAAUAUUAAAAACAAUCGCCCUGGCAAAAAUUCUGAUAAAAUACCUGUCAAGAUUCACGAUUUCGACAAAACCAUUGAUGGUAAAAAAUCGAAAUUGGAUAAUUGUUUUGUGAACUGUCAUAUGGAUGAGGCUUACCCUUUUGAUUUUGAUCUAUUUCUGGGAGAAUCAAAGCAAACUAUUGAUGACGAUGCUAACGAAGACAGUUUGCUUAGUAGAGCUCCAUUGGCCGGAGAUACUUGCAUAUCCUUGCCCACAUCUUUACCGCUUUCACCCUUGUUAAAAAUAUACGGAGGGGAUUCUAAUGUUAAAAAGUCAAUACAUCUAGACUGCUCGUCAUUUAUUAAAACCAAGUUAGAAGCUCGACGAUUAGCUCCUUUAGAUAAUAUAAAUCCUGCUCAAACAUUAUCCAAGCAUUUAAUUAGUCAAAAUCCAAACUACUCUUUUUCCUCAUCAACCCUCUCACAAAGGAUCAGUAUUCCUCAUAAAGCAAAACAUUUCUUCCCCCGACUCUCUGCUGAUUGUAGGAUUGAUAGCAUGGAAAAUAUUCUCGAGGAUAUCAUAAGUUUACAAGAAGAAUCUCAAUUUCAAACAUCCAAUAGUCAUCUUUUAGGGCGGACUGACUGCAAAUCUAAAAGGGUGGAAAACAUCAAGCGUUCUCUACUUUCGUCUUCAGAUUUUGGUGACGAUCAAAAAUUAUCAAUCAUUGCACCUUAUAACUCAAAAUUAAUUCAAAUUCCCCUUUCAAGAAAUUUACCCAUAAUAAUACCUCCCCUUUCUAUUUCACAAUUACCAAUUACAUCUUCAAAUAACAUUUUGAAUUCUUCUGGGUUAAGUGAUAUUACCACAGAACGUCCGUCUUUAGCAUCCCAGAAAGCUUUAAGAACGUUGACUCAUUCUAAUAAUAAUAAUAUUAAUAAUGGAUUAAUUACUUCGGCCCCAAAAUUAUCAAUCACGACCACAUUUACCCCCAACAAUAUAAAUUGCAAUCACUCUUCGCCUGAUCCAAGUAUAGCGAUUAAAAAUCUUUUCAAAAAAAUGGACUACAACGUUACCAGCCAAAAUCUUGAAAGAAAUAAUGACUUGAUCUCUUUCAGACCUAAAUCAAUCAUAAAUGAUAAAAUAUCGGUGGCACCCAAAAAAUAUGGUUACAAUGGAAUCAAAUUGAAUGAAUCAGGUAAUUUCGGCAAUUUUACUACAAAUAGUAUCCGCAGUAGAUUAAAUGAUACAUUUGCCAAUACAUCGGUCGAUAGGCAGUUUCAAAAUGGUGCAAUCAGAAAAAAAAUAGACCCUAAAUUCGUCCCGAAGGUUUUGAUAAACAGUGUUUUAGCCAAUCUCCUCAGAAAUGGGGAAGACCUAUCCAAUGGUUACAAAUGUUUUGAGUCUGCAAACGGAAGAAGGGACUUAGUCCAAUCUGAUAUCCCUAAUAUAGAUAUAGAUCCAUACAUUAGCGAUUGCAAAUAUCGGGGUUAUAGUUUCGAUAAGUUCGCACAUCGAUCAGAUGACUUGGAAAUUUUUGACACCAAAUUUACAAAUUUAAAUAAGUACAAUAGUCUUUGCCGUUCCCCAGAUGACAAGAAAUUGUUUAACGAUGAUCCUACAUUUAUUCACUACAAUGGUUCUAAUGGCGCUUCAACUCCCACCUGCAUCGAAUCAGAUACCGACCAUUUACUCCCUUUCGAUUCUCCACCUCGUUUCCUGUCUCAGAAUUUUUUCGACGAAGGCAGGUAUAGUAUGAAUGAAGGCUUAAAUUUAAUAGAAGGUCCAAAAGAGUUUUUAUUUCAUUACAAUAACGACGAGAAUAUGGAUAUGUUUGAAGAAACUAGUAUUUUGGAUGAUUUGAUAUGAAAUUUUACAAACACAAAAUUAUAGGUCACCCCCCCCCCCCCUUCCCCCAUUUAAAUGGUAUUUAUAAUUCUUUCGAUUUUUAUCAAAAAUUAUUUACCGUCCCAUUUUUUCUUUAAAUUUAAAAUAAUUUUUCACCAUUUUUUUUUUGAACUCAUGCCACUUAUAAAAUUUAUAUGAAUGAGGAAAUUUAAAUCAUUGAACUUUUUUUUAUUGAUGGUUUUUGAACCUAAAUGCAAUAGUUCAUUUUUCUUGAACUAAUAUACUAAUCUCAAUUAAUAUAUCAAUAUUUAAAAUAUAUUAUAUAUUUAUUAUAGAUUUAAGAAAAUUUAUUAUAUUUUUCAAUGAAUUUUUAAUGGCAUAGGAAAAAAUAUAUCGCACAAUAUAAAUAUAUAUGUUUAAUUCAAUCCUAUGAUGAUUUUAAAACGCAACAAAUUGCUCAUAUUUUUCUUUUGUUACAACACUGCCCCCUCUUGAAAUCUUUUAUAUUAUCUAUUCCCUUGAUAGAUAAGCCUAUUUUUUUUAUAAAAAGCUUUAUGAAUGAAAAUUUUCAAAAGAUAUCAAGAUCUACCAUACUAAUUAAGACAAUUGUAUAUAAUGACUGGUGAAAUGAUAAACAAA